Messenger RNA from Striga asiatica, 1604 nucleotides. The record is from the annotation of a GenBank genome assembly. Lineage: Eukaryota; Viridiplantae; Streptophyta; Magnoliopsida; Lamiales; Orobanchaceae.
GGAUAAGUUGCGAAAACAGGUCCCUCCUUGAAGAAAACCCCUCGCAUAAGUCCCGCGCCUCCGUUAGUCCGCCACUACCCCAAACUCCGGUGACAAAACCCUAAACCCUUCCCGUUAGUACUCACUACUCACACCGUCUCCCGGCGCCUCCUCAGAUUUCCUCGCCAUGGCGGAAGACAAAGAGGAUAAAUCGUUCAAAGACUUGGGCGUGAACGAACAACUAGCCGACGCGUGCGACAAUCUCGGCUGGAAGAACCCUACAAAGAUACAGGUGGAAGCCAUACCUCUUGCUCUGGAGGGAAAGGACAUAAUCGGGCUCGCCCAGACCGGGUCGGGUAAAACCGGCGCCUUCGCGAUUCCGAUUCUGCAGGCGCUUCUCGAGGCCCCGCAGGCUUUCUUCGCCUGCGUGCUUUCUCCCACUCGUGAGCUCGCCAUUCAAAUCGCUGAGCAGUUCGAAGCCUUGGGGUCGGGAAUUGGGGUCAAAUGCGCAGUGCUUGUGGGAGGCGUGGACCUGGUCCAGCAGAGCAAUGCCCUUGCCAGGCGGCCAAACAUUGUGGUUGCUACACCUGGCCGUCUUGUUGAUCAUCUGUCCAAUACCAAGGGUUUCACUUUGCGUACACUGAAAUACUUGGUACUGGAUGAAGCAGAUAGAUUGCUUAAUGAUGAUUUUGAGAAAGCAAUUGAUGAAAUACUAAAUGUUAUCCCUCGUGAACGGAGGACAUAUCUAUUUUCUGCAACCAUGACCAAAAAGGUGAAAAAGCUACAAAGAGCUUGUCUGAGAAAUCCUGUUAAGAUUGAAGCUGCUUCAAAAUAUUCUACUGUCGAUACGCUUAAGCAGCAGUAUUGUUUUGUUCCUGCAAAGUACAAGGAUUGUUACCUUGUCUACAUUUUGACCGAAAUGUUAGACAGGACAUCUAUGGUUUUCACUCGAACGUGUGAUGCCACUACACUCUUGGCCCAUAUUCUUCGAACCCUUGGCUUUGCAGCAAUUCCAAUUAACGGCCAUAUGACCCAGGAUUAUAUACAUAGGGUGGGGAGAACAGCUCGUGCAGGACGAUCGGGUGUGGCGAUAUCCAUUGUGAAUCAGUAUGAGCUGGAGUGGUAUUUGCAGAUCGAGAAGCUCAUUGGUAAAAAGCUGCCCGAGUAUCCAGCUCAGGAAGAAGAGGUUUUGUUGCUACUGGAACGCGUUCAGGAGGCCAAACGAAUAUCUCAAAUGGCAAUUAAGGAAGGUGGAGGCAAGAAGAGGAGAAAGGGUGAUGGUGAUGAUGAUGAUGGUGAAGAUGAAAUCAAAAAGUAUUUGGGCCUUAAUAAAGGGAAAGGGAAAGGAAAAGGGAAAUCGUCCAAGAAGGCGAAAAGAAGGUGACUGGAGAUUCAUCCAUGAAUUUUGAUGUAUUUAAUCUUGAUUUCAUUCAGUUUUGUGUUGAUUUAACUUGUGUGACAGUAGAGUUGAAAACGAAAAAAUGCUCUGGAAAUUUUUGUCAAACAUGGACAAUCAUAUAAAACUACUUUUUUGUGGUUGAUUUGGAAAGAAAAUGGAUUGAAAUGUCAAAAAAUUUUGUAGGAAUUUCGAAAUUUGGUAUUUUACAUUUUAUAUACGAUAAUUG